AUGCACGGAGUCAAGCUAAAGAGCAGCCCGAGGAAGGUCUCUCCCCCAGGACCUACGUUCAUGAACGAUGAGGAGCUGGGGAGCUACCUGCGAGAUCUUCGAACAGCACGUCCACCACGCCCGAAUGGCUCACGGCCACUCCCGUCUAAGGUGUCGGGCCCAGCAGCACUCCCCAAUUUAAAGGACAUACCGGUAAGACCGGCUUCGUCGUUUUCUACGCGGCCGUCCGAAACUGUGCAUUCUCGACCAAACUCCAAGGACAUAAUUCCCCGCUCGUCCAGUGCCUUCUCCCAUCGACGGACAACCUCCGAGGUGUCUACACCAACUAGUAGCUCCAGCGGAACGCCAACAAUACCCGAAUGCGAGGUUUUCAACGGCGGAAGAAAUGUUUCUCAUUGUGGGAGCAGCCUGUCAUCAGCAACUUCAUCAACACCAAUACCGUACAUAGAGCGUGGCCAGAGAUGGAUGGAAAGACAAGAAGUUAGAUCUUUAAGGUCUGCACUAGAAGAGAUGGAUGUCCAGGAUGACGAGAACAGACUGUUCGAGGCAGCCCAGGAGGAGGCAACAGAGCUCGUUUUGCAGCACCAGACUCAUGGGUUUAAAGAAAAGGACACCCAUGCAGCGUACAGAAACCCAGACCUGAAGACCAUAAGCAGGCUACGACAGCAUCUAGAGAAAGGCAGCCACUCGAGGACCUCAAGUCUAGGGUAUGGAGGAGAUACUGCUGUGCGGAGCCAGUCCAUAACAGACAGCAUCCGAUCAUCCUCUGAGUGCUCGAGCGGGGGUCAAUCGGCAUCUGAUAAAACAUCUGACGGAAUGGUACGGCCACUACGAAGGGUCAACUUUGCCGUGCCUAAAGUGAGCUCUGAGAAAAGGAAAGAAGAUAGCCAGAGCCGAAGGAGGUCUGUCAGCGGUGGUUCUUCAAAGGGGAUAUUCAGGAACCCUGAAGAUUCUAUUUAUGAAGAACCCGAGGAGACUGGUACCCACGAGGAGCCCACCACGGCUCAAAAUACUGCUCCAACAUCUGCUUUAACCGCCAAACCCCACAACUCUGUUCUCCGGGGAGCUCGCCCGUUCCCGAAUAGAUGGAGUGGUUCAUCAGCUGGUGGCAAACUGAAUCGAUUUGAUAUACAUAAAAACCCUCCGUCUCAAACCAGGAACCCCCUUUACACUACAAACACUUACACUCCACGAGAACAGACACCGGAGUCGGAGAAUGAACAGAGCACGCUGACAAAAAAUGGGAUCGAAAUACGUGACGAUGAAAUUCGUGCAGCCACAAGCAUGAAGCUGAAGGAUCGAAGCACAAAACUUCCAAUGCCUUCGGCUGUGAGUGAUCGACCGGGUCGCCCAAUUGUCAGUUUUGACCCCCACUGGAAGGAGACGGAACAAGAGGAGCCUGCUAGCUUAUCGAGCAAUGAACCCCCCACCAGUAGCGGGAAUGGCACUCCAAGCCAAUCCAUAAACUCCAAUAACAAUACCCCUGCUCCCCAAGCCAUACCAGAAGUCAGUGUCAGUGCUCCAAAAAUUCCUAGCAUCAGUAUCGAGAAUGAAGCCCCUGCUGCACCGGAGAUUCGCGUCUCGCCCUUAGGUCCUACCAUAUCUGAGAUGGAACAGGCAAGUCAAGUGCAGCAGAGAAGAGAACUACCGAGCCCUGGGCAGCAUCAGUCCAACCGCCAUUCAGGUUCAAUGGGAAUUGAAAGGUACCAGUCCCUUUCCAAAGCGGGGAUACCAACAGCAAGUUGCGUUGUUUGUGGUCUGUCAAUAUCCGGGCGUGUAGUCAUCGCAAGCUCUUACCGGCUACACCCAGAGUGUUUCAGCUGCUUCCACUGCCGGACUCCUCUUGAAUGUGUCGCCUUUUACCCAGAGCCAGAAGAAAAGCGCCGAGAAAGGCUGUCACAGCUAGAUGCUCAUCGGGGGCUAGCAUUCGACACACCGCGGUUCUACUGCCACCUAGAUUUCCACGAACUUUUCAGCCCUCGAUGCAAAAGCUGCAAGACCCCAAUCGAAGGCGAGGUCAUCGUUGCAUGCGGUUCAACCUGGCAUGCUGGGCAUUUCUUCUGCGCAGAGUGUGGCGACCCGUUCACUCCUACAACACCAUUCAUUGAAAAGGAGGGCUUUGCAUGGUGUGUCCGGUGCCAUUCACGGCGUACCGCGUCCAAAUGUAAAGCUUGUAAGAAGCCGGUGUUGGAUGAUGUAGUUGUAUCUGCGCUUGGUGGGCAGUGGCACGACGAGUGUUUCCGGUGCGAUGAAUGCAAGGGAUCGUUCGGGCCAGACGGACGUUUCUUUGUGAGACAGGGCAAGCCGAAGGUAAAUGCUAGAGGCAGACAGAUCGGCGGCCCGGUUGAGCUGCCGGUCUGCGAGGCGUGUGAAUCGAGGCGAUUGAAGGCAUAA
This is a messenger RNA of Nannizzia gypsea CBS 118893, 2394 nucleotides long. Its product is annotated as PDZ and LIM domain-containing protein 7. The record is from RefSeq and is a predicted model, not a curated record. Bases 1 to 2394 code for a protein of 797 amino acids. The transcript is spliced from 2 exons. Lineage: Eukaryota; Fungi; Ascomycota; Eurotiomycetes; Onygenales; Arthrodermataceae.